UGGAGUAACCUAAUCGAACCCAAAACCCAAACCAAUAAUUAUUUGAUUAUAAUUACAAUUUUAAUUUUCAUUAUUAUCUUUUUAUUUAUUUUUCGAUGAAAGAGGUCACAACACAACACAACAUCAAUAGCUAACAUAACACCUCAGUUCCAAAUUUCAAUUUCAAUUUCAAUGGCAAAUCCAAAACUAUUAUUCUUCAUCUUCUUCUUCUUCUUAUUCUCCUUCGUAUGCUUUGUUCACUCCGAUUCUCAUUUCGAAGGUUUUGAAGCCGAAGACGAUGACGCCGAAUUCGAAGAUUCAUCCAUCGAUCCCGCUUCUCUCCGUUCACCACCCUCUCAAUCCCUCUCCACCGAUCCCAAUCCAAAUCCUAAUCCUAAUCCCAAUCAUUCUCCACCGUCCGAUCUUCCCAAAUCCACACCUCCCACCGCCACCACAUUCGAUUUCUGGGACGACGAUGAAUUCGAAGGCCUUCCAGUUGAACAACACCCCGACCUUCACGUUCCAAUCACCGAUCCAAAAUCCACUGAUAACACCAACGACACCACUUCCUCUCACGAUCAAAACGUGAAGCCUCUUCCACGAUCCUUCACCGUUGAGAUUAUCUGCGGUAGUUUCCUUAUUAUCUUCGCUAUCAAUUACUUCACCGGUAAAAAGGAAAACGAACACAUAGCACUUUCAUGGGCCACACACUUCGCUGCCAAAGACUCCAUUUUUGACAAAAAUUUCAGUCUUUUAGGGAUCGGCGACGGCGGCGACGAUGCUCCUUUGUUGUUGAAAGAAGGGCAAACAACCUUCAAGUUUUACGCUAGUGGUAGAAGGUAUUGUCAAGGGUUGUUGGCUACUUUGGAAUUGAAGAGUAGACACGAUCUCAUUGCUAGGAUUUAUAACAUGGUGGUUCCUUCUAAGGAUGAGAUUAGUUUUGAGGUUUACAUGAAUGAUGAUGCUAUGGAUCAUGUUGUUUUUGCUAUGGCUAAGAAGAAGGCUGCUAAAGCUAUGCAUAAGGAUUUCAGGGAUUUGCAGAGAUUUGCUACUAUUUUAUCUCCUCCUACUUCGAGGAAGUGGGUUGUUGAUGACCUUGCUGUUAUUUCUGAGUCUAGGGAAGUUGCUUCUGAUUUGAUCACCGAUUCCCUUAUUGACCAGGUUUUUGGUGACAAGGCUUUUGAGAAAUUUGGAAAAGGAUUAAUUUCAGUGCAUUUCUCCGAUAAUCACCCUGGCAUACACAAGAAAGUAUUGCUGUUCAAGUUUGUUCUUCCCGCUGCUAAAAACAUGGCUGAUAUGACUCGACUGGUGGCUCUUGUUCCGUAUUAUAUUGAUUUGAUUGGAAGAUAUAAAUUGAGUUCUCAGGCGCGGUCUAAGACAGACGCCGCACGACAAAAGGCUGCUCAAGAGGCACAGAAAGAACUUCGAAAUAUCCAACAAGAGGCCAUGCAAAGAAGAAAGGCAGAGAGGAAAAAGAUGAUGGAGGAGGCUGAGGCAAAGCUCGGUGCAGAGGCCAUUCGAAAGAAGGAAGCAAAAGAACGUGCUCGCCAAAUGAAAAAGGCAAUGCCAAGGAUGAAAAUGUCUCGUGGUGCCUAAUUCUUGAUGAUUUGCACGUAGAACUGAAGGCCAUCCCCUCCCAACGUACGAUGUAGUUGGGUCCUUGCCUUUUUGUAGAAUUAUGGCAAUGUACUUUGUUAGUUUUCAUUUCCUUUCGAGUUAGCUAGAUAGACGUGACCACAUUUUGGUGGAUUUUGAAUGUACCAAAAUAUGGAUCUUAGAGACAUUCAUAAGAUCUUGAUAACUUCAAUCUAUUUAUCCUUAGUUCUAGUUGACUUUUGUUUUUCCACUUUCUUUGUUAACAUGCUGAAAUUGCAUGCAGUGACAACGAAUGCCUAAUGAACUUUAAAUUUUUUA
Cicer arietinum (chickpea) is the source of this 1893-nucleotide messenger RNA. RefSeq lists its product as uncharacterized. Gene Ontology annotation, cellular component: endoplasmic reticulum. Gene Ontology annotation, molecular function: calcium ion binding. NCBI's taxonomy places the organism in Eukaryota, Viridiplantae, Streptophyta, Magnoliopsida, Fabales, Fabaceae. Gene Ontology annotation, biological process: endoplasmic reticulum calcium ion homeostasis. The record is from RefSeq and is a predicted model, not a curated record.